This is a messenger RNA of Notolabrus celidotus (New Zealand spotty), 697 nucleotides long. Its product is annotated as immunoglobulin-like and fibronectin type III domain-containing protein 1. The transcript is spliced from 7 exons. NCBI's taxonomy places the organism in Eukaryota, Metazoa, Chordata, Actinopteri, Labriformes, Labridae. Bases 131 to 601 code for a protein of 156 amino acids. The record is from RefSeq and is a predicted model, not a curated record.
AAAAGGGGUGCCACCUUUGACAACAUUGCAUCGUGAGAAGAGUUCAAGCUGAAGAGGAUGGUCAGCAACAAAGAACUUAAUGCCCAUUCUUACCUCAUCUCUAAAUAAGCAGUGAAUAAACAACGCUGCAAUGAGUUUGGGCAAAGGCCAAGACCCAAAAGCCUCAGUGGCUAUCAAGAAGAGGUCCAGAGUUCCCGGGGUUAUGAUCACUCAAUAUGUUGAGCAACUGCCUUUAGGAAAGUCAACACCUGACUUCACUCGAAAGCCACUGGCUACGACUGUUCAAGAGGGUAAGAAAGGACUUUUCAAAGCUAUGGUUAGUGGAGAUCCAGCACCAACUGUGACAUGGGAGCGUAAAAACGGUGAGGUUACUGACCCAGAAAAGUACAAUACCAGAUUUGAUGAAAGAGCACAAGAGCACAUCCUUGAGGUGCUCAGAGUGACACCAGAUCAAGCUGACACCUAUAAAUGCUUAGUCACCAACGAGUUUGGACAGGCUGUCUGCACUGCUACACUCAAAGUAAUGGAAGCUGGAUUCAAGAAAAGCAACACAGCAAAUGGACAAGAACCGAAUUUCAGAUCUAUGCUCAAGAAAACGUAAGUCAAUCAGCCAGAAAGUGUUUUUUAAUGGACAGUUAAAUAAUUUUUCCUUUUUUUUUCAGUGUUGUAGUCACCAGGAAAAAGCAGCUCCCACCAA